Molecule: messenger RNA, 3702 nt
Organism: Rodentolepis nana
Lineage: Eukaryota; Metazoa; Platyhelminthes; Cestoda; Cyclophyllidea; Hymenolepididae
Source: the annotation of a GenBank genome assembly
AUGAUACCGGAAGGGAACGGGUUUCAAUAUAAUGAUAAUCGCUGGGAAGCUUUAGAAUGCAUAUUGGGCCGAAGUGGACCCUUGAAGCGCAGUGAAUUUGAGCCUUCCGCUGAGAUGGUUAGGUUGUUGACCGAAAACGUCUGUAUUCUUGUAGUGGGAGCUGGAGGUCUAGGCUGCGAAAUUCUAAAAUCUCUAGCAUUUAUGGGAUUCUGCAAUAUACAUGUCAUCGAUAUGGAUACAAUUGAUGUAUCCAAUUUAAACAGACAGUUCCUUUUCACCGACAAAGAUAUCGGCAGGUCCAAAGCCGAGGUAGCUGCAGAGUUUAUUAUGCGUCGUGUCGAGACUUGCAAAGUUACACCACAUAACAAAAGGAUACAAGAUUUUGGUCCUGAUUUUUACAGGCAAUUUGACAUUGUUUUAUGUGGACUUGAUUCUGUGGUUGCUCGUCGAUGGAUUAACAGUAUGCUUGCCAGUUUGGUUAGGUAUAAAGAGGACGGAAAACCUGAUUUGCAUACCAUAAUUCCAUUGGUAGAUGGUGGAACUGAAGGCUUCAAGGGGCAUGUUAUUGUUGUUCUUUUUGGUUUCACGGGUUGCAUUGAGUGCAGUUUAGAUCUGUAUCCACCUCAAAUCAACUUCCCUCUCUGUACCAUCGCGCAUACACCAAGGCUACCUGAGCACUGUGUUGAAUAUGUGAGAUUGCUGCUCUGGCCUAAGGAACAACCGUUUGGACCCAAUGUGUCCAUAGAUGGGGACUCUCCUGAACAUCUUGAAUGGAUAUAUAGCCGAUCUUGUGAAAGAGCAAAAGAGUUCGGAAUUCUAGGAAUCAAUAUGCGUUUGGUGAAGGGAGUCGUCAAACGAAUUAUUCCCGCUGUUGCCUCGACAAAUGCUGUUAUCGCCUCAGCUAUCGUUACUGAGGCUUUCAAACUCCUGACGCUAUGUUACGAUUACCUGAAUAACUACAUGAAUUUUGCAGAUAUUGAAGGAAUAUACACAUAUCGUUUUCAAAUAGAACGAAAGCCCGAUUGUCUUGUCUGUAAUAAUACGCCGAAAUUGCUUCACCUUUCUCCAAAAUCCACCCUAAGAGAUCUUGUGGAUCAUUUGAAACAUGAUCCAGACUUACAAAUGCAGUCUCCUACUGUGAUGACAGUUAUGAAUGGCGCCAACAGAACUCUGUUUGUGGACUUUGAUGAAGCUAUGCAUGGACUUCGGGAUAAUUUGGCUAAAACACUUGAAGGUAAAUUCGGAUUCUGGUUUGGAACUUAUUUUAAUAUAUCCACUACAACUGCUUUGCCACUUCUUCGGCAUUGUGCAUGUGCACUGAUUGCCCGUGUUUUUCGAUUCUCUUCCCAACACCGAGCAAAUUGUCGCCGUCAACUACAGUACGUUAGUCUCUCAGGUGAGCCCUUUGCUACUUCGGUGCCUCCAGCUGCCAUAGAUCUCCUCCUUCCCCCGUCUCUGGAUCCUCCUCUGAUCAACAGUGUACCAUGGUCAAGUCUUGACCCCUCAUCUACCCUUCUGAUUGAUUCACGAAGCCCGUCAGAGUAUGCAGUGGACCACAUUCAAGGAGCAGUCAAUGUGCCCAUUCUGUCUGACACUGAGAGAGCUGAGGUGGGCAAAAUCUUUUCCAGUGGAAAUGCUCUAGAAGCGAGGCUAAAGGGUGCCAGGUUUGCUUGCAACAACAUUGCAGAAUCUCUGAGACCAGAAGGUACAUUAACAAGGCUUUUAGAUGCGCUUAACAAAAAUUCAAGUAGUACCUCUGGAUCUUUUUCGCCAAUAACACUGCUGGUAUACUGCGGACGAGGUGGACAGAGAUCGUUGGGAAUGGCGACGAUUUUGGCGGAGCUACACUGUCCUAAUUGUGAGGUUAUGUGUCUGGCUGGUGGAUAUAAGGCCUGGAGAAGGUUACUCGUUAGACAACUCAAUUGUUGGCCAAUGCAAAUUGGGCCGGGUGGAAUGGCAGAAACAUUGUGGGUGCUCUCCAGUUUUACGGGUUGUGGCAAAACCCUACUCCUGGAAGAGUUGGAAAAAUCUGGGGAACAUGUCCUCAAUCUGGAGCGUAUGGCUGAGCACAAGGGUUCUGUGUUCGGUGGCAGUGACUUCACCAAAUCCCCAUCACAGAAAGUCUUUGAUACGCGUCUCCACGCUGCACUCCGCUCAUGCCUCAAUGUCUCACGUGUCUGGACGGAAUGUGAAUCGAAGUGUGUCGGUCCUUCCUGUCAUCUUAGUGAGGGUUUUUGGCGGCGUAUGCGUGGGACAAACGCCACGAAGAGGAUCUGGCUUAGUGCAUCGUUCAAUUCUAGAGUGGAUUAUAUCCUACGGGACUAUGCCGAUUGGAUUGGGUGCUCGGAGGAGAAAUACGAACAUGUUCUUAAAUCGCUAGCGAAUUAUCAUAGCAAGAACCGUCUUGAAUCCUGGCGUAAACUUAUUCAACGUGGAGAUUUCGCAGCCUUCGUAGCAGAACUCCUUGGUCAUCACUAUGACCCUUUGUACAAAAAAUCCCGUGGUCCGUUGCUGCAGCACUUUGCCGAUCGUGGUCUUCUCCAUCGUGUUGAACUCUCCACCAUAUCUCAAUCCUACUUCCGCCUUGAAGUCGCACGGCUCUUUGGAAAAACACUGGCCUUUCUCACGAAUGAGCUUCCCUCUCUUCGAACUGUUAGAGGAUUGCAGACUUCACCAUGCCUACAAAGGCAUCCGGGUAUAACUUAUCCUUAUAAGCUGAGUUGGAAGUGGUUGGUCGAGAAGCAUAUUGAUCCAACUCAGUACACGGUGGAUCCGAUUAGGAAGAUUAGGACGGGUGGACGUGGUCCUGAUGGUCAAAUUCAGUACAAGCAUCAUACAAAAGGUUUGAAUUUCCCCUACUUCCUUGUUGACUAUGUUCGUUCACGGCAGAUGGAGACUAAGCAGAUUCAUGAAGAGGUUAUUCUCAAAAUAGCCAAAAACUGGUGGCGAGAUCCCUAUUUGGCUUUAACAGCCUGUGGAGAGGUCAAGCGAUGGAUUAUUGCCACUUCCAACAUGAAAGAAGGCGACAUUAUCCGCUCUCAUUGGGAGAUUCCUAAUAUUCCCGUCCUGCCCAUUCCUGGUGACGCAUAUCCUGUGGGCGCCUUACCCGUGGGAACACAAGUCUGUCUAGUUGAAUUACAUCCAGGACAGGGAGCUGAAAUGUGUCGUGCAGCUGGAGCCACCGCAACUGUUGUUCGACGUGGAAUUGCCGUUCAUGACUUGGAUGGUCUCAACAAACAGCUAAAUGAUAUGUUGUCUGCAGAAUUAAUAGACGACUGCUAUACUUGUGUCCUUCAACACGACUCCUCUAAACGAGAGAUCCGCCUUCUUCCAACCUGUGUCGCCGUCGUUGGCCAGGUCUCAAACGAAAAUCAUAAUAAGGAGAAGUACAGAAAGUUUGGUGAGAAGUAUUGGCAUGGGAUCAAACAGCGCUCUGGUCUAUACCAGAGGAAGACGGGACGUUUUGGGCGAAAGAUUUACCCCGUAGACCCUCUCCUAGAUUGUACAAAAGAUGCAGAGGUAUCGGAUGGUGAAAUUAGGGCGAAAUUCACGCUCUCGGAUAGACCUGAAGCUGAGAGACGAAGAGAAAGGGAGAUUUUUGCAGACUCUUUGCUUAUUAAGCGACAGAAGAUUCGACCCGAUCCUGGACCUAAUAAUGGCCUACCUCAUACCCUACCCGAAUUUACCUGGCGUCAUGUUUAA